GAAAUAAAAAGAAAAACCAAAAAAAUUCCAGUCCUAAGUAGUUCCAGUGUAACGACACUCCUCCCCCUCUUUAUUUUGGCAACGAUGGAGGGGUCCAAUAACUGUUUUUGUCACCACCACCACCAUUUAGGAAAAUAAGCGGACAUAUUAAUGAAGCCCACUUGUCUUGAGAAAACGAGACGGGCGGCAUUUUGGAAAUUAUCUCGGAUCCUCUGCAAGCACAGAAAUCCCUAUAAAUAAGGCGUUGGGUGGGUAAGAACAAAAAAAAAGAGGAGAGGGAAAAAGAAAAGAUCUGAUGGCUAGUUGCGUAGAAACAGCGCGUGGGGAUUUCACACAGGACGGCUCUGUGGAUCUAAAAGGGAACCCUGUCCGUCGAUCAGAGAGAGGAGGAUGGAAGGCUUGUGGUUUCGUUGUAGUUUACGAAGUGUUUGAGAGGAUGGCAUUCUACGGAAUAUCGUCAAACCUGGUGUUGUAUAUGACGAAGAAGCUCCAUCAGGGCACUGUCUCUUCCUCCAACAACGUCACCAACUGGGCUGGAACCGUUUGGUUGAUGCCCAUCUUGGGAGCCUACGUCGCUGAUGCUCAUCUCGGCCGUUAUUGGACUUUCUCCAUCGCCUCCUGUAUUUAUCUCUCGGGGAUGUGUCUGCUGACGCUGGCGGUAUCUCUCCCUUCACUAAAACCGCCUCCUUGUCAUCUAGACAACAUUGCCGACUGCAAGAAAGCUUCUACAUUGCAACUUGGUGUAUUCUUCUGUGGGCUAUACAUACUGGCGGUCGGGACGGGCGGGACCAAGCCCAACAUCUCGACCAUAGGCGCAGACCAGUUUGAUGAUUUUGAGCCCAAGGAGAGGGCCCACAAGCUCUCAUUCUUCAAUUGGUGGAUGUUCAGCAUAUUCUUCGGGAUACUCUUCGCGAACACAGUCCUUGUGUACAUACAGGACAAUGUGGGGUGGACACUGGGCUAUGGGCUGCCAACGCUUGGGCUUGCGAUUUCAGUGGCGAUCUUCUUAGCUGGGACACCUUUCUAUAGGCACAAGUUACCCUCUGGGAGUCCCUUUACAAGGAUGGCUAGAGUCAUUGUCGCUGCCCUUAGUAAAUGGAGGGUCCCAUUACCAAACGACCCCAAAGAACUCUAUGAGCUGGACUUGGAAGAGUAUGCAAGAAAACACAAGUUUAGGAUCGAUUCUACCCCUUCUUUGAGAUUUCUCAACAAGGCGGCUGUGAAAACUGACCUAGACUCUCCAUGGACACUCUGUCCAGUCACCCAAGUAGAAGAAACAAAACAAAUGCUACGAAUGAUUCCAAUCUUAUUGGCAACCUUUAUUCCAAGCACGAUGAUCGCUCAAGUCAAUACACUUUUCAUCAAGCAAGGUACAACGCUGAAGAGACACAUCGGUUCCAGCUUCAAGAUUCCCCCUGCCAGCUUAGUCGGCUUUGUAACACUAACCAUGCUCAUCUGUGUUGUGAUAUAUGACCGUUGCUUCGUUAAGGUCAUGAGAAAGUGGACCAAGAAUCCGAGGGGCAUCACCCUCCUCCAGAGGAUGGGAAUUGGCCUUCUCAUCCACAUUGUGAUCAUGUUGACUGCAUCUCUAACUGAAAGGCAUAGACUGCGAGUCGCUAGAGAUCACGGCGUAGUCCAAAAUGGAGGGGAAGUUCCACUCACUAUAUUCGUCUUACUCCCUCAAUUCAUGCUUAUGGGAGUCGCAGACUCUUUCCUUGAGGUGGCGAAGAUCGAAUUCUUCUAUGAUCAGGCUCCAGAGGGAAUGAAAAGCCUCGGGACCUCUUACUCCACGACGAGUCUUGGGAUUGGGAACUUCCUUAGCAGUUUCCUUCUUUCAACGGUGUCCCACAUCACUGAGAAACAUGGCCACAAAGGGUGGAUUCUGAACAAUCUCAAUGCCUCUCAUCUGGACUACUAUUACGCAUUCUUCGCUAUCUUGAACGUAUUGAAUUUCAUUUUCUUCCUAAUUGUAGUCAAGCUUUAUGUAUAUAAAGCCGAGGUGACAGAUUCGACGGAAAUGAUCGAAGGAGAAAACGGGAAGUUGGCAUUGAGCGCUAGUAACCAUGAAGUGUCAUCAAUUUAAAUCUUAUUAGUCGAU
This is a messenger RNA of Magnolia sinica, 2098 nucleotides long. RefSeq names its product protein NRT1/ PTR FAMILY 5.2-like. Gene Ontology annotation, biological process: dipeptide transport; transmembrane transport. The coding region runs from base 296 to 2083 and encodes 595 amino acids. Lineage: Eukaryota; Viridiplantae; Streptophyta; Magnoliopsida; Magnoliales; Magnoliaceae. The record is from RefSeq and is a predicted model, not a curated record. Gene Ontology annotation, cellular component: membrane. The transcript is spliced from 4 exons. Gene Ontology annotation, molecular function: dipeptide transmembrane transporter activity; tripeptide transmembrane transporter activity.